AUGCCCGAACCCCCAGCAACAAGAGAACGCUUCAUAGCGCACCAUACGGGAUUUGCGAUGAAGAAAAUAGGUGUCGUGAGUCUUAGCAAGGGUGUAGUCCUGUUCAAUCUCGGGUUCGUGACGCUGAAUACCCGCCUUGCUUGCAUCAACAUCGGGGGUGUCGCGUUCAACCGAACCUUCGCUGGUGUGAACGGCGGUUCCGUCAUGGUUAACCAGGCGGUUGCGUGCGUACACGUUGGUGUUGUCUUGAUCAACCUCGGGGUACUUGUCACCAAUGUUGGCUUCAUUCUCGUCAACAUGGGCGUCGCCGUCAUGAACGCGGGCUUUGUGCUCUGGAACCCGGGUGUUGUCGUUGCGACUGCCAGCUUUAUUCACGCCAAUAUCGGAGCUGCUGCGAAGCGUGUUUCUUUUUCCAAGCUUCGCAAGGAGCUUGGCCCUGCGUUUCCCAAAACGUCGCUAGCGUAA
Molecule: messenger RNA, 465 nt
Organism: Cyanidioschyzon merolae strain 10D
Lineage: Eukaryota; Rhodophyta; Bangiophyceae; Cyanidiales; Cyanidiaceae
Exons: 1
Coding region: 1-465 (154 amino acids)
Source: RefSeq, a predicted model, not a curated record